CACCGUUAUCUCAACUUCCACCAUAUCCGAAAGCCACUGGUUUUUGAUUUGUGGGAAAAAGGGAGAAUAGAAACAAGAAGAUGCCCACUUUGAAUAUUUUCACGAACAUACCAGUCGACGCCGUCACUUGCUCCGACAUCCUCAAGGACGCUACUAAGGCCGUCGCUAAGAUCAUCGGCAAACCUGAAUCCGUAUUUAACUUUGUUCCCCCUCUGUUCCCGCCAUUUCUACGCAAUAUUCAUGAAUCGUAUGUGAUGAUACUGCUUAAUAGUGGAGUGCCCAUUGCAUUUGCUGGUACAGAGGAACCCGCUGCAUAUGGAGAAUUAAUAUCUAUUGGGGGAUUAGGACCAGGUGUAAACGGGAAGCUUAGCGAGACGAUAUCUGAGAUUCUCCAGAUUAAGCUCUCUAUUGAUAGCUCCAGAUUUUAUAUCAAAUUCUACGAUUCCCCGCGACCCUUCUUUGGUUACAACGGAUCAACAUUCUGAAACAUGGAGCGAAUUCAACCUUGUGAUGAAGCUUGGGUUACAACUGUUUGCUUAUUGAUUUCAAAAGCUGUAGAUCUUAAAGCUCUCAUUUUUAAAAUUUAUAUUCCCUUAAAAAGCCAAUUGCUCAUGUUCAAUCAAAUAGUUUUUGGGACUAGUUGUAAGUUGUUCAUACCACCAGAGCAAAUUGUACCCAUUGUAGUAGCACAGUCCCAUUCUCAGUACUUGUAAAAAAAAAUAAAGAUUGUUUGUCAAUCCACUUUCUGAUAUCA
Molecule: messenger RNA, 754 nt
Organism: Capsella rubella
Lineage: Eukaryota; Viridiplantae; Streptophyta; Magnoliopsida; Brassicales; Brassicaceae
Product: macrophage migration inhibitory factor homolog
Exons: 3
Coding region: 81-485 (134 amino acids)
Molecular function (GO): phenylpyruvate tautomerase activity
Source: RefSeq, a predicted model, not a curated record